AUGGGUCCGCCGACGACAAGGUCUCGAGCCAACUCACCGGACUCUAGGGCAAUUGCCUCGACGCAAAGAACUGCUUACCCCACGGCCUCCGAUCAGCUCGCAGGCGUCUUGGGAGAUGUCGACGAUCAAGCUGAAGUUCUGGGGCGUGAUGCUAAGCGCCUGCGUGGUGCGACGGUGUUUGCCAUUGCUGAGGCUCGGGAAGAUGCCAGAUCCGAGACCGCUCACCUCUCCCAGAAUAUCAACGAAGGUAACGAGGUUCUGUUAUCCGAUUUGAACCAAUCUUUUGCCGCCGUGGGGGAACGUAUCAACUCGCUCCCGAUGGUAGCGAAUCCCACUCCAGACGGGUCUUUGCUCAGGGCUAUUCCUUUUACUGGCUCCGGGGAGGACCCAAUGCAGUUCUCUCCAUGGCUUAGACGCCUAGAAGACGUGAUGAGAAUGAAGUCACUUGGACCAAGAAGGUGUUUUUCUCGAUUGGUCAUCUUGAUGGAGUUGCCCGCGAAAAGAUCGAGGAACUGUCGAAUGAGGAACGUGAAGACUACUCGACAGUCGUGGCCCACCUCAAGCAGUCCUUCAAAGGUCCUCAAUAUAGAUAAAUGGCUCGCCAAUCUCUGGCGUUCUGUCGACAACAGGUCGGCGAAUCAGCAGCGAUAUUCGCCAACCGCCUGCUGCUCUUGGUUAGACCAGCUAUGA
Haemonchus placei is the source of this 690-nucleotide messenger RNA. Lineage: Eukaryota; Metazoa; Nematoda; Chromadorea; Rhabditida; Trichostrongylidae. The record is from the annotation of a GenBank genome assembly.